Eublepharis macularius is the source of this 636-nucleotide messenger RNA. RefSeq names its product CMRF35-like molecule 7. The coding region runs from base 43 to 636 and encodes 197 amino acids. The record is from RefSeq and is a predicted model, not a curated record. Gene Ontology annotation, cellular component: plasma membrane. Gene Ontology annotation, molecular function: transmembrane signaling receptor activity. Lineage: Eukaryota; Metazoa; Chordata; Lepidosauria; Squamata; Eublepharidae. The transcript is spliced from 3 exons.
CCUCAACCCAGAUUUCUCCCUAAAGGAGCUUUUAAGAGAACAAUGAAGUUUUUCUGUGGUUUGAUAUGGACUCUACUGCAAGGGUGCUGGGCACUUGAGGGUCCUCGGUCAGUGACCGCUCCCCUUGGUGGCUCAGUCUCUGUGCUGUGCCAAUAUGGAGAGGGCAAUGAAGAAUACAUCAAAUUCUGGUGUAAAGAAGCAAGUUUUAGAUCCUGUUCUAGUAACCACGUUGUCUACACAACAGGAUCAGAAGCAGAAGUGAAGCAGAAUGGAAUCUCCAUCAAAGACAACCAUGCAUCUCGAAUAUUCAGGGUGACCAUGGACAACCUCAGACAGGGAGACAAGGGGACAUAUCUCUGUGGGGUGCAGAGAACUAGAUAUGACAUCUGGCACCCCGUAGAGGUGAUCAUUACCUCAGGUACACUUUCUCUCAGCUGCAUUUAUUGUUUAGAAAUGCAGUCCAGCAAUAUCCAGAUUCUGCUCCUGCUCUUGAAAAUUCCCAUUUUCCUAGCCUUGAUAGCUGCUGUGAUUUGGGUCCAUAUUUGUUACAAGGACGGCCGAAGUUGCAGAGCCAGGAGUCCAGAGAUGCAAGAAGAAAACUACUUAGGCUCAAUGAAGGGUAACUAUUUCAUUUGA